GGAGCGUGAAGAUCAUCUGAUCUUAGAACACUGCUGUGGGUGUCGGUGAUGAAGAUGGAUGUCGGUUUUCUCCUCGUAGCUGUCAUUCUUCUGUGCUCUGGAGCUAGCACAAAGGGUGACAGCUUUACCAUCAACGUCAACACCAACGGUAGCUACAGCAUCGCCGUCCAGGGAAACGUCUGGUUGCAAAGCGCACCGACGUUCGUUAGAGUCAACAAGCAGGUGUUCAGCACCGCCGAUGGCUCCUUGAAGCUUCUGGAGACCACAGGAACAUCUGGAUCCGACUUCAUCGGCAAAUGGCAGGCCACCAACUUCCUCUACCAAGCCAGCACGUGCCGCUUUCUAGCCAGCAUCUACGUCUACACCCCCGACCCAAGUAUCUUCUCCUACAACAACCCACCUGAACAAUUUCUGCUCUUCAAACAGACUUACCUAACCCAGACCAAUGCCACUCAGGCGCCAUCAGUUGAUGAAACCAUAGCUGGCUUCCCUGGGUUUGUUGUGGAGGAGGCGACUGCCCCCCUUGGGUACAUGUCCUACGGCGGCGACAUGUACGGCGACAGCAGCAAAGCUUUCGGACAAUUUGGCCCCAAAAUGAAGAUUACCUCCGGCAUCAGAAGUGGCCCCCUCGCUAUAUUUGACCGGGUCAAGACCGCCAACACCCUCAUCCUGUCCCCAGCCAGUACCUUCAUGGCCGCCAAUCUUUGGUACCAAACCUCCAGCACCGGAAACAACCUUUACUGGGGCAUCAUGGGUGGAGUCUCUGAUAUUACGCCUGGUUUUGAAACCAGUACCAUUCUCUUCUACAGCAACCAAGGUAUCAACAAGGGAUUCGUCAGCUGGGGUCAGAUUUUACAGAAGAUGUACGAAAGAGACAACAGUUUUGUCAAGUCAGAUUUCACCAACAACUAUCUGGGAUACUGGACAGAUAACGGGGCGUAUUACUAUUAUAACACUGAACCUCAGAAGAACUACCAGGAUACUAUCCUGGACCUUGCCAUCGCAAUCAAGGAAACAGGGAUACCCUUCAGAUACCUGCAGUUCGACUCCUGGUGGUACUACAAAGGUGUUGGGGAUGGAGUCAAGACAUGGGAGAGCACUCCUGAAGUGUUCCCUAACGGCAUGCAGUGGCUUUACAAUAAAACGGGACUCCCAAUUUCAGCCCAUAAUAGAUACUGGGCAAGUGACACAACAUAUGCAAAGCAGAAUGGUGGAAAAUAUGCUUUCCUUGUUGAAAACAACAAAGCCCUUCCUAUUGACCAGACAUUUUGGGACGAUCUUAUCUCCAAUGGUCGGAAAUGGGGUCUUCUGACGUAUGAGCAGGACUGGCUAAACGUGGAGUUCGCCGACGUUCCUUCCCUCACCUACGAUGCUUACCUGGGAGAAAUGUGGCUCAACCAGAUGGGGCGUGGGGCUGCCAAGAACGGUGUGACGAUACAGUACUGUAUGGCCAACAGUCGACACUUACUCCAAGGCAUCUCCAUCCCUACUGUAACACAGGCAAGGGCCAGCGGUGACUACCAUCCUGGCACCCAGCAAUGGCGUAUCGGCGUCACCUCUGUGUUUGCCCGGGCUAUUGGCAUCGCUCCAUUCAAAGACAACUUCUGGACCACGACGGUUCAGCCUGGUAGUCCUUACAAAGGCGCACAAGAACCAUACACGGAGUUGAACGCAGUGGUGGCCACUCUCAGCACGGGGCCUGUCGGACCAAGUGACAUGAUCGGCAAAUUCAACAAGACCAUCAUAAUGAAGAGCGUUAAUUCGGACGGACUGAUCCUUAAGCCAUCCAGACCCGCCACAGCUAUAGACAACAUGAUCAGAAGGCUGGCAUGGGACGAUUUUGAAGGUCCAGAUGGCGAGGUGUGGUCAACAUAUUCUGACUUCGGUGGCAACAACAAAUACGGCAUCGUCCUUGCUGCUGACCUUCAAGGAAGCUACAACAUGACCCCGUGUAUGGCGGGGUUCCAAGGGUUCCCCAACUCUAUGGUGUUCUCUGCCAAAGACCCCAACAAGGUGCAGCUGCUAACAGACCCCCAGCCUCUCCUGCUGAGUGGUUGUACCAUGGUGGACUUCUGUCUGUACUAUGUCUCACCCGUUAUACCAUUUGGAGGGCAUCAGGUCCUGAUUCAAGGUGAACUUGACAAGUGGGUGCCAAUGUCUCCACAGAGAGUUGUCGACAUCACCGUUGACAGCAGCGACAUCAUCGUCCGUAUUGCAGGAGCCUCAAAUGAACAAGUCUUUUUCUGGUUCAACACUGACGGCGUGUCACAACGCGUUGGAUGCUUUGUCGAUGAAACCGGAUUCACUUCUAUCAGUUACGAGCAGAUGGGAUGUCCGGAGGCCUAAACACGCAAUAUGCCACUGAGACAUUGCUCUAUUUGAAUUAAUUCAAUAUGAAUAAAUGUAACAAAACUUUGUCGGUGCCUCACAUUCACUAUCAUGUCGGGUUGUGUAUGCGGUGGGGAUAAAAGUCAAAAUAAACCCCAAACAUUUACCUUC
Molecule: messenger RNA, 2499 nt
Organism: Haliotis rubra (blacklip abalone)
Lineage: Eukaryota; Metazoa; Mollusca; Gastropoda; Lepetellida; Haliotidae
Exons: 17
Coding region: 49-2346 (765 amino acids)
Source: RefSeq, a predicted model, not a curated record